Molecule: messenger RNA, 1605 nt
Organism: Hydra vulgaris (swiftwater hydra)
Lineage: Eukaryota; Metazoa; Cnidaria; Hydrozoa; Anthoathecata; Hydridae
Source: RefSeq, a predicted model, not a curated record
AUGUCGACUGCUAAUUUAGAAGAUAUUUUAAAUGCCGAAGAAGUUAUUCCUAUUGUUUUAUUACAGGGUUUAUCUGAAAAUGUUUGCUCAGAAGAAAUCAAUGUUAAUAUACCUUAUAAAGUUACUAAGAUAGAUCUAAAGUAUCAGGUACAUAACAAAUGGGGGAAAAGCUUGAUAGAAAUGCCCUUAUUUACAAUUAAUAACAUUCAAAAUCAUCGCAAACUAAGUGGUAAAUCAAAAGGAUUAUCUAUUAAAAAAACACUCUUAAGAGGUAAAAAAUUCCAAGAGGAGCGGUAUAUUUCAUCGGAUUCAAUAUUUACAUAUUCUGCAAACAAUGUAUUUAAAACUAAAGGAUUAUGUAGAGCUAGCAUGAAAAAAGAUAUAUGGGAAGUUACUGUCCACAUAUCACAAAAUUCGUCCCAAGUUAUCUAUGCUUGCUGUUCUUGUCCAGCAGGAAUGAGUGGAUAUUGUAACCAUGUAAUGGCUUUGUUGUUAGAAUUAGCAGAUUACUCUACAAAAUUUUUAAAAAAAGUCCCUACUGAAAUAUCUUGUACAAGUAAACAACGACAAUGGGGUGUUCCUGGUGGAAAAAAAAGAUACAAAGCUCCUAUAAUGAGUUCAAUUGUUAAGAAGGAAAAUAAUAAGCGUGGUAUAAAGUCUACAUUUUGGAUUUGCCCAUGUUGUACCACCCAUUCACACUUACAAAUAUGUCAAUACAAGAUUUGGUCAAUUUCCAACAGGCUCACCUCUAAGUAUGCACUUGCAAGUUGUGGAACCACAUUUUACCUUGAAUAUUUACCUUUAAAAGAAUUAAGUGAUGACUAUAAUGACAUCGUUCCAGAUUGUAUAUUUUCUUUUGAAAAAAAAAAUUAUUUAAAAAAAAUAGAAGUUACAUACUUAGAGGCUAAAAAUAUUGAAAAGGCAACAGUUUUACAAAAUUUUUCGGAUAAGUGGUUUGCCUUACGAAGAAACAAAAUUACUUCAAGCAACGCUCAUAAAGUAUAUAUUAAAACUAAAAACUUUGACAGUCUUAUCACCAUAUUUACACAAAAACUUAAUUUAAUUGAUUCUAAACUUUUUCAAAAAGCUAUAAAACAUGGUAAAGACUUUGAACCUAUUGCCAGGGAAACUUAUAUCGAUGUUAUGAAAUAUAAACUUAAUCAUUCUAUAAAAUGCAGAGAAACAGGGAUUGUUAUACAGCCUAAACUACCAUGGCUUGCAGCAUCACCUGAUGGUAAGUUAAUUAACGGAGAAUUAAAUAAUGAAUUUGGAUUGAUAGAAAUAAAAUGCCCUUGGUCAAAAAGAAAUCGUACCCCAAAAGAAUUAGUACUCGACGAAUCUUUUUAUGUUAAAAUGAAAAAUGAUAAACCAGUCUUGAGAAAAAAAAAUGUAAACGGCUAUUACACUCAAAUACAAAUGGCUCUAGGAAUAUCACAAGUAACAUUUUGUGAUUUCAUUGUUUAUACGUUUAAAGGAUGCAUUAUUAUUCGAAUUCCUUUUGAUAUAAUGUACUUUAAAGAUGUUGUAAAUAAACUUAACUUAUUUUAUAUCAAAUAUCUUUUACCUGCUAUUGUUGAACUUGAGACAAGUCAAAUUGAACAAUAA